This is a messenger RNA of Phycodurus eques (leafy seadragon), 3101 nucleotides long. Its product is annotated as serotonin N-acetyltransferase-like. Gene Ontology annotation, molecular function: aralkylamine N-acetyltransferase activity. Gene Ontology annotation, cellular component: cytoplasm. The record is from RefSeq and is a predicted model, not a curated record. Lineage: Eukaryota; Metazoa; Chordata; Actinopteri; Syngnathiformes; Syngnathidae. Gene Ontology annotation, biological process: circadian rhythm; response to light stimulus. Bases 1440 to 2114 code for a protein of 224 amino acids. The transcript is spliced from 4 exons.
ACAAGCCUUAACUUUUCACCUCCAGUUUCAAAUAAGGAACUCUUAUCAGCUUCUUGAGUAUAAGCACAUUUCAAUAUCCCAUGCAUCUUAGCAUGUUGUAUUAAAGACACCAGCGGUUGGAAUCCCAACAUUCUCUUUUCCCAACAAACAUUGCCUUAUUUGUCCUGUUGGGCAUCAUUGAGUAGAGUCUACAGUCAUCUCAUCCCCAAGCCCCACAGCGUACAUUUCAGAUACAUAAGUUAUUUUAGAUGAGUAGUGUUUUUCUAGCCCUGUACAAGGAUGCUUUGCUUGUGUAUGAAAGUAGAGAUUGAACACUGUCUGUCUCCCAUAUAUUGCAAUUAUCUUGCGUUCAUCUUCUGUGCCUUGUACCACUCUCUUCAAAUACAUUUAUGCCACGUUUACUGUUCACAGGUGCAUCAUUUUGUGAAGAUGUAUUUUAAUAACAUGUAAUUAAUUAUAUUUUAGAGAAAACGCUGGUGUAGUUUGGUUUUGGUAUAUUGUUUGUGAGGUCAUGGGAAUAUGGCUAGAUGGUUGCUAGGAAUUUUUUUUUAUUGAGAAUUUUUAUACCUUUUAAGACUUAAAAGACAUGUCGACAUCAGCCAUUUUUAUUAUCUGCUUUUGUAUAUCAGUGAUUCUCAACCAUAGUGUGCCGUAUGUGAGCGAUCAUCAAGGAGGAGCUACAUUUCGUCAGGCCACAGCCUUGUCUAACAAAAAAAUAGUCCUUUGCCGAAUUCUUGUGGCAUCUACAGGCAAUUGCAAACCUUUUGGUUGGUCGUCAAUUACUCGCGGAGUUUUACUAUUCAGGUUGAAUAGCAUGGGUUAGCGUCAUAUCAGCUUUGUGUUCAAUGAAACAGGCCCAUAUUUCACUCAAAUUUGGAAGUAAAUUUAGAUGACAUCAUUAUUUCAGUCAAUAUCUACUUUUGUGGCAUUUUUGUUCAGUGGUAUGCCAUGAGAUUUGCAAAAUAUGUGCCUUGGCUCAAUAAAGGUUUAGAAACACUGUUGUAUAAUACAAAAAGUCUGAAAAUACUAAUAUGAUUGCCUAGUUCUAAGUUUAUAGUACAUUUGCUGGAAACACCAGGCGCCAUUAAACAUGAAUCCCCUGUUGAAAAUAGCCAUCAACAUCAUCAAUUUGAAAGACUCAAUCCUGCUUUUUGGCUGCUGUCACUAAAACUACACAUUUUCCAGUUUGUCAAGGCGUACUGCCACAGAGGAGAUACCGUGUUUAUUAAUGCGUCGAGUUGUGGAAACAACUUCUGUAAUCCUCCAUCAUGUGACUCAUAGUAAUAAUCACUCCAUAAUAACGAGGGAGGUGCAUGUGCUAGAGUGGGAGGCAGACAGACAAGGACAACUGCUCCACCUGAAGAUCCUAAACAAACCUCACAAGGCCCGGCGCAGCAGAAGGGCGUUUGGAGGCGGGCCAACGGGUGUUCAAGAGUGUGAUGUCCUCAGUGGUCGCUCAGCCCUCCGUUAAGCCCAUGCAGUCGUUGUCGGUGUCGCCUGGCAUCCAGAGGAGACACACGCUUCCCGCCAGCGAAGUCAGACCUCUCAACACGCAGGAUGCCAUCAGCGUGUUUGAGAUCGAGCGAGAAGCGUUCAUCUCGGUGUCAGGCGAGUGUCCGCUGCACCUGGACGAGGUGCGUCACUUCCUCACUCUGUGUCCAGAAUUUUCCAUGGGUUGGUUCGAGGAAGGCCGGCUGGUGGCCUUCAUCAUCGGAUCGCUGUGGGACCGUGAUCGCCUCACCACUGAGGCCCUCACCCUCCACAAGCCACGCGGCUCCACCGUGCACAUCCACGUGCUGGCAGUCCAUCGCACCUUCAGACAGCAGGGCAAAGGUCCCAUCCUGAUGUGGCGCUACCUGCAGUACUUGCGCUGCCUGCCCACCGUGCGGCGGGCCGUGCUCAUGUGCGAGGACUUCCUGGUCUCCUUCUACCACAAGAUGGGCUUCAAGGUGCUGGGCCGCUGCGCCAUCACCGUGGGCACCUUGACCUUCAUGGAGAUGUGGUACCCCAUCAGCGGCCACGCUUACAUGAGGCGGAACAGCGAGGCCAUCCGCUUCCCCAACGCUCCCCUGACUGUGCCACCUGCCCAGAUCGACCAAGACAUGGACGUAUGAUUUAAUCGUUUGGCACUUAAAUGUACACGGUAUAUCCAUUUCCACAUAAUUGUAACCCUUGGAGAUGUUAUUCACAUGCUGUAUAAGAUGUGAUUAUUUUAGAGUUGUUUUUUUUAAGGUUUAUGAAUGUAUGAAAAUAAUCUCCAAACUAGUAAGUGGUCAUGAUGUAGUAUACGGGCUAAAACCAAUCCAUCAAGCAAUUAUGUAUUACAGUUAUUUAAGAAACUGCAGCAUCACCACAGCUUUCUGUGAAAUGCGAUGAGGAAAAUAGUUUGGGUUUUUCAUGAUUUUGGGGUGGUCCGCAGUCUUGUUUCCCACUAAAAUAGAUCUGCCCCUACCCUGAACAGUUCUCCAUAUUCAGAACCAAAACAUUUCACAAUCUGUAAUAAGAUGACAAUCUUUAAAAGCAGUGUCUACUUAAGAAUCAUAAUUGAUUAUAAAUGUGAUAUGUUCACAAAUCAGACCUUGACAAAGAGCAGAAAUAGGAAAAUAUAUUUGCUUCUGAAACAGUAUUAUUAUUAAAAGAGAUUUUUUAUUUUGUUACUGUUGUAGUUGUAAACAAUUACUUUGCAUACCAAAAAAAAAUCGACAUAAAACCAAUUAUUAUUUUUAGUAGUAGUCAUAGUCGUUGUCAGGGGCAUGGCACUCAUGAGGAUGCAGGUGUAACAACCCCCCACACCUAACACUUUUUCAACACCCACACCGAAACAAGUGUUAUUUUAGGCAUAUGCCACCAGCCACUAAAAAUGGACGCAAAUGACCCCCAGGCUGUAGUUUGGACACCGAAGCAAACUUUUGUGCUCAACGGCCACUUUUGAUUUGAUUUGAUUCUUUUUUAAAUGCGCAGAAGGACCAGGUCAUUCAUAGUGGGGUUUAAAAAAAAAAAAAAGUGUGUGUUGUUCUUGUUUUUAAUUGUAUUAUUUAUAAUUGAUGAACUUAUAAUAAAUUAGCUAAUGAUUUAAUAAAAUAAAUUAGAUGUACAGUGAU